AGCGUCCAGAGUCAAAGCGGCAGAAGAGCUGCUGUGUUCACCAGCUCAACUACUUCUCCAGCCUGCUCCAGCGGAGAACCGCCUCCUGCAGCCCCGGGGCUGGACUUUUCUCCCCUUCCUCCGACUGAAACUCACUUUAGUUCAGUGCUAAAAGGAGCUGUAAGAAAGAAGAAGCAGCAGCAGAUAUACUAAAGAAGAAACACUGACUUCUCCUCCUUCACCUUCCUCCGCUUAGAUUUAUUUACCCUCUCUCAGCAUGGCUACAACUACCUGCACCAGGUUCACCGACGAGUAUCAGCUGUUUGAGGAACUGGGAAAGGGGGCUUUCUCAGUGGUGAGAAGAUGUAUGAAGAUCUCCACUGGUCAGGAGUAUGCUGCCAAAAUUAUCAACACCAAGAAGCUGUCUGCCAGGGAUCACCAGAAGUUGGAACGAGAGGCCCGCAUUUGCCGUCUGCUAAAGCACCCCAACAUCGUGAGGCUUCAUGACAGCAUAUCUGAGGAGGGAUUCCACUACCUCGUCUUUGAUUUAGUCACAGGAGGUGAACUGUUUGAAGAUAUUGUUGCCAGAGAAUACUAUAGUGAAGCAGACGCCAGUCAUUGCAUUCAGCAGAUCCUUGAGGCCGUUCUCCACUGCCACCAGAUGGGAGUGGUCCAUCGUGACCUAAAGCCAGAGAAUCUGCUUUUAGCCAGCAAACUAAAAGGAGCUGCUGUUAAACUUGCUGACUUCGGCUUGGCCAUUGAGGUGCAGGGAGACCAGCAGGCAUGGUUCGGUUUUGCUGGAACUCCUGGUUAUUUGUCUCCGGAGGUGUUGAGGAAGGAACCCUAUGGGAAGCCGGUUGAUAUGUGGGCCUGCGGUGUGAUUCUGUACAUCUUACUGGUGGGUUACCCUCCAUUCUGGGAUGAAGACCAACACAGGCUCUAUCAGCAGAUCAAGGCUGGUGCAUAUGAUUUUCCUUCUCCUGAGUGGGACACCGUGACCCCAGAGGCCAAAGAUCUGAUCAACAAGAUGUUGACCAUCAACCCUGCCAAACGCAUCACUGCCGCAGAGGCCCUCAAACACCCUUGGAUCUGCCAACGCUCCACAGUGGCGUCCAUGAUGCACAGACAGGAGACUGUGGAAUGCCUGAAGAAGUUCAAUGCCAGGAGAAAACUGAAGGGUGCUAUCUUGACCACCAUGCUUGCCACGAAGACCUUCUCAAGCAAGAAUCCCUACAAGAAGCCUGACGGUGUUAAGAUCAACAACAAAGCCAACGUAGUCACCAGCCCUAAAGAGCCCGCCCCCUCUCCUGCUCUGGAGCCUCAAACUACUGUUAUCCACAAUCCAACUGAUGGAAACAAGGAAUCCUCAGAGAGUGCCAACACCACUAUUGAAGAUGAGGAUGUGAAAGCGCGCCGCCUGCAGAUCGCUUCUAGAAUGUAUUAUCAGCAAAGACGCUCUCUCUCUCGCUCUUCCUCCUCCUCUUCUACUUGUUCCACCUCUUUUUGGUAUCUCCCUAGAGAAUGGCCAGGAGCAGAGGCCUGCUGUAACUACACGCUCAAACUGCUCCUGGCCGUUUACUUGUUCGUUUUCCUCUCCGCCUUUCUGGCGUUCCUCUUUGUCAAUUCUACAGCCCGUUGUGGCCAGAGUCUAAACCCAAAGCCUGCUCUCAAAAGGCCUCAACCACUCCAGAGCCCCAUCGCCAUACAGUCGAAGAAGCAGGAGAUUAUUAAAGUGACUGAGCAGCUGAUUGAGGCCAUAAACAACGGAGACUUUGAAGCUUAUACGAAGAUUUGUGACCCUUCACUGACCUCUUUUGAACCCGAGGCUUUGGGGAAUCUUGUGGAGGGGACCGAUUUCCACAGGUUCUACUUUGAGAACUCUCUCUCCAAAAGCCACCGGCGUACCGUCCACACCAUCCUGCUGAAUCCGCACGUUCACCUGAUUGGAGAGGACGCCGCCUGCAUAGCCUACAUCAGGCUCACCCAGUACAUCGACGCCAACAACAUGCCUCGCACCAUGCAGUCAGAGGAGACCCGCGUGUGGCAUCGCCGCGAGAGCAAGUGGCAGAACAUUCACUUUCAUCGCUCCGGAUCACCAACUGUGCCCACCAAUUAAUGAGGCCUCGAGAGAAGACACUUCAUGUUAGAUGAGCGUCGGUCCUACACACCCCAAGCCCACCUGUCAUGUUUCUCUACCUUAUAAGUCUUGUUUACAUAUGGUCACUGCUGGACUUAGCCAACAUGGAGGUGGAGAAGAAUUAUCAUUUUGUAUCAGGAUGUGUGCACAUGUGAGUGUAUGUGUGUGUGUGUGUGUGUGUGUGUGUGUGAGUGUGUGUGUAUGUUUGGGUGUGUGCACGCACACUGUUUGCGAGUACUGUUCGCAAGUUGUUCUCAUAAGACAUUAAGUAUACUUUUAUCUUUUUUAAAUGUUGAUAUUUUCUAUGGUGAGAGAUUAAAUAGAGGGUGUGUUGUGUUGCUCUAUAUAUAAAUAUAUCUAUUAGGGUGUUCGGGUUUAUCAGGAAUUGUAAUGUCUGAUUUCUGUCCCCACGGUUACACCUAACACAAACAGUGUGCACACUUCUAAAUCAUAGCCCUUAGUUCCAAGGGGAGGAGGAGCAAUAGAACUUUACCACAAGAAAAAUUAGGACCCAAUUGCACAGGAUUAAAAAUGUCUGCGUAAAUGACUGAGAUGGGAGCGACUACUCGAUUUAUACACUUUUAGUGUGACAAUUAGCAGCUACAUGUUUACGUACAGACGCUAAGAUUAGCUAAAGAUCUGUGGACGAGGUAUACCACAAUCCUAAACGUUCCUAAGUAUAUUUGACAUGCAUUAUGAAACUAAACGCCUCCUCGAGUGCCUGUAUACUUCAGAAAAGCUGUGUUUGGACUCACACAAGUGUUAAAAAAAUUAUAUUAAUCCUGUGUAACAUGAGAUUAAAGGUGGCAGAUUUUUUUGUGAGCACACGGUCCGUAAAAAUGGCUGACAUAGUCUGACCACUACCACCUCCCCAUGUAAAACUAACCCCGGGCUAAUAGAGGCUUAACAAUAAAAGUCAAUAGAACCUCAAGGAUAUGACUUACACAUAUUAUCUGUCAAUGAAGCGUAUUGUUGCAAAGUAUUAUAAAAAAAUCUCAGCAUGCCAUUAGUAUAUGUUAUGUCAUGCUUAUGAAAUUAACAUCUCAUAGUUAUGAGAAAGUACCUUAAAAUGAAAAGAUAUGGUCAUAAAAACGUGUUGUAAUUUUAACUUACAGCAUCUCAUAUAUAUGAGAAAGUAUCUCGUUAUUAUAUGUGAGAUAAAAAACAACAUUUGUAAAUAUGACAUCUCGUAAUUAGGAAAUACAUUCUCUUUAUUAAGAAAUAUUAUGUUAUAAAAUGUAAAAUUGUGAAACAUCUCGUAUUUAUAAGAAAGUUUUUAUAACAAUGAGAAGAUAUAAAAUUAUAUUUUUUGAGGAUGUCAUAAUGUCUCAUAGUAAUGAGAUACUUUCUAAUAAUGACAAGAUUAUUAUUAUAAUACUUUACAAUAAGUGUACCACAGUAAUAAAUAUUAUUAAAUGCUUAUAUAAUGCUUUAUCUAAUUAUUAAUUGACACUAGUUAAGACAUUAAGUAUUCCUAAAUUUUAAUGUAUAUGAAUGUUAUAAAUAAUAAUGAAUCAAGACGUUACAUUAAAACAUGUUCUAAUGAUCAUCGUAUUUUUCACACUAUAAAGUGUACCAUGUUAUAAGGCGCACUAUCAGUAAACCUUUGGUUUCAUACACAAGACACACCAGAUUAUAAGGCGCAUUUUAAGAGACACUAUAAGGAACUUCUAAUUCAGCAGGUCUCACUGCUGGGUGGUGCUGCGGGUUAGUUAAGUAAAGCUAAGCUAAGUAAAAAAAA
This is a messenger RNA of Astyanax mexicanus (Mexican tetra), 3857 nucleotides long. It is a transcript of the gene camk2d1, whose product is annotated as calcium/calmodulin-dependent protein kinase (CaM kinase) II delta 1. The record is from RefSeq and is a predicted model, not a curated record. Bases 257 to 2095 code for a protein of 612 amino acids. Gene Ontology annotation, molecular function: calcium/calmodulin-dependent protein kinase activity; calmodulin binding; ATP binding. The transcript is spliced from 21 exons. Gene Ontology annotation, cellular component: cytoplasm; neuron projection. Gene Ontology annotation, biological process: protein phosphorylation. Lineage: Eukaryota; Metazoa; Chordata; Actinopteri; Characiformes; Acestrorhamphidae.